GUUAAGGAGGUUGCAAAAGCAUACCUGGAGAAAAAUACUACACAAGUUCUUGAAGCAGAAAAGCAUCUCAAUUCAGACAAAACACCAUCUCCAACUCCUGAAGCAUCAGUUCCUCCAGCAAUUGGUGGAAAUAUACCUUCAGUAUCACCAUGGCAGAAAUUUUAUGGAUUGUUUAAAGGAGCGAAUAAGGUAAUGGAUGCUGCUGAGAAUCUCCAAAAGUUCAAGAAUGAAGUCGCAACUGGUGCAAAGGAAAUAGAAGAGAAUGAUAAACAAGCUGCUGAAUUAGCUAAACAACAAGCUGAAGCAACUAAACAAGCAGCAGCUCCUAAACAAUCUAUAUCUAAGUCUCAAAGACAAGGUCCUGACCCAAGUGCUAAAGUCAAACAGAAUCCAACACCACCUGCAGCAGAGAAGUCCAAGAAGGACAAGGACAAGAAGAAGGAUAAAUCAAAGAAGGACAAGGACAAGAAGAAAGAUAAGGAUAAGAAAAAAUCGUCAAAAGAUAAAAAACAUAAAAAUUUAUCCAGUAAGAAAUGA
Trichomonas vaginalis G3 is the source of this 537-nucleotide messenger RNA. Its product is annotated as microtubule-associated protein family. The annotation marks the transcript as partial. Lineage: Eukaryota; Parabasalia; Trichomonadida; Trichomonadidae. The record is from RefSeq and is a predicted model, not a curated record. The transcript has a single exon.